Podospora pseudopauciseta is the source of this 3493-nucleotide messenger RNA. RefSeq names its product Platinum sensitivity protein (gene PSY2). The transcript is spliced from 3 exons. The record is from RefSeq and is a predicted model, not a curated record. The coding region runs from base 980 to 3493 and encodes 837 amino acids. Gene Ontology annotation, cellular component: nucleoplasm; protein phosphatase 4 complex. Lineage: Eukaryota; Fungi; Ascomycota; Sordariomycetes; Sordariales; Podosporaceae. Gene Ontology annotation, biological process: DNA damage response; protein dephosphorylation. Gene Ontology annotation, molecular function: protein phosphatase activator activity.
CCCAUCGCAACCUUGCGCGCCCUGCAGAGAGAAUCCAGAUUGGCAGCAAUCGGCCCAAGGAAAUAAUCCAUCGCCACUCAACGCCCACCAAGGAAGAAAGCAUUCGCUGUUUGUCGCGCAUCGUUCGUCGCGACGGGGAUUUACUGAAGAGCACGCCUUGCUCCUGCGCGAUCGUCUGAGGAGCCGCUGGUCGCGUGCGCUGUCGCUCUAUCAACUCGAGGGCUUAUCAUCUCGACAAGAAGCCGCCUGGUCUUUCCGAAACCUUAUGGCUCCCUGAACCACUCGACAUCGGAUUUUAUUUUCGACGUCACCCUCUCCACAGACCACAGACCACAGACCACACAACCACCACCCGAGCAACCAGUUUGACUUUUGCCCCAACUUCUGCCUGCCGUACCUAUCACGCCAGCCAGCGACAGACAGUCCGUGUCCUGUCCACACCCGAGCGCCUGUCCGCCAGCCCGUUCUUCACACUUCGCUGCAGCACCGACGCGCUCCCCAUCUUUGGAGCGCGCAAACCCCAGAACAAAGUGGCGGCCCUUGCUCUCCUCAACCCGGCCGAGCCCGAGCUAUCGCAAUCGCCGCACCAUUUCGAUAUCGCACCCCACCUGCUCAGCGACACCACCCUCGACGUCGACGUCGGAGACGAGGCCAUCGAGCGCUUGAUGAUGGCACAACCCGUGCCUCAUCAGACGACGGCCGACAAGAAGCGCGUCAAGGUCUACGAGCUUCGCAACAAUGACUGGUUUGACCGCGGCACCGGUUUCUGCACCGCCUGCUUCGUCACGAUCCAGGAAGAGCAAAAGGAACCCCGCGUGAUCGUCCAGUCAGAAGACCAGCCGGACAGACUACUGCUCGAGACCAAAAUAGUGAAGGAUGAUGGCUUCCAGAAGCAGCAGGGCAUGUCACUCAACCUUUACGGUAUCCGGAGUUUGUUCUCUAACUUGCGCCACAGACACCCUCAUUGUUUGGACCGACAAUGGCGUCGACAUGGCGCUUUCCUUUCAGGAGGCAGACGGAUGCCAGGCAAUAUGGUUUGUCUGAACCUGUUCGCAUGCCACGCUCGUCGCAUCAAGCUCACUCGCCGGGUGCUAGGAAAUUCAUCGACCACGUUCAACAACAAUUCCAGGCCGCCAUGGGGGGACCAGGUAGGAGCUGCAUAACCUAUCCAGGGGAGUGCCUGCUGAUUCGCCGUGCUGCAGAUGAUGGUCUCUCAGACGACUUGGCGAUGGACAUGCCCACCUCCAUCCAGCUCCCGCCUGCUGAGCUGGGGACGCUGAUCGAUAUAGAGAAUACCCUGCGGAACCUUUCGCAAUCCCCGUCCGGCCGCGAUGCCCUCGCCAAAGCAAUCAUGAGCGAAGACUACAUCGCCAAACUUAUUCCACUAGUAGAAAUGGCCGAGGAUAUGGAGAGCUUGGGGGACCUACAUCAUCUCUGCAACAUCAUGAAGACGGUGGUGUUGCUGAACGACACCGGCCUCAUCGAACAUGCCGUGUCUGACGAGUGUGUUUUGGGAGUUGUGGGUGCGAUGGAGUACGAUCCCGAUUUUCCGACGCACAAGGCGAACCACCGGCAGUGGUUGAACAACCAGGGGCGGUAUAAGGAGGUGGUCAGGAUCCAAGAUGACCAAGUGCGACGCAAGAUCCAUCAGACCUACCGACUACAGUACUUGAAGGACGUUGUGCUUGCUAGGAUCCUGGACGACCCUACCUUUUCAGUUCUCAACUCGCUCAUCUUUUUCAACCAGGUCGAGAUCGUGCAGCACCUCCACAUGACGCCCGGUUUCAUGACGGAUCUCUUUGCCGUGUUUGGCGACCCGACUGUGCAGCCGCUGCGCAAAAAGGAAGCCGUCAUUUUCAUCCAGCAAAUGUGCGCCAUCUCGAAGAACCUCCAACCACCUGCCCGCCAAGGACUCUAUGGCAACUUCCUCCAGCAAGGACUUGUUCCCGUUAUCAAUUACGGGCUUAGGCACCCUGACGUGACGGUCCGGGUUGGUGCUACAGACAUUCUCGGCUCCAUACUCGAGUUUGACCCCUCCAUGAUCCGAAAGACCAUCUACGAGCAGACCCAUAGAAAACAAGCGCCCCUGACCGACGCCCUCAUCGAUCUCCUCCUCGUCGAAGUGGAUCUGGGGAUCAAGUCGCAACUUACAGAGUCACUCAAGGUGCUUCUAGACCCAAAUGUUCCCGGCAGCGGCCCCCCUCCAGAAAACAGAGAGGGCUUCAUGCCCAAGGGAAAACAUCAGGUUUCUUCCGAUCCCCAGCAAGACGCGUUCAUUGCCCACUUUUAUGAGCACUCGGUCGCCAAGCUGUUCAGGCCGCUGCUUGACCUGGAGAAGAGGCCUAACAUGAAGUUUAGUGCCCUCGAAGAUGGGAUUUUCGGGUACUUGAACGAGAUUCUCUGCUUUUACAUCAGGCAUCACACUUUUCGGAGCAAGCACUUUGUGUUUGACCACAACAUUGCGUCUAGGUUUGCGCAGCUUCUUGCCUGCAAACAGAAGCACCUCCAGCUUGUUGCCAUCCGCUUCUUCCGCCACCUCAUCCUCCUCCGUGACCCUUUUUUCACCAAACACCUAUCCGACAGGCGAAUUUUCGGCCCAGUCUUGGACACGCUGCUGCGGACGCUGCCGCGGGACAAUCUCUUGUCUUCGGCGUGCCUGGACUUUUUCACGUCGAUUAAUUAUGAGGGGGAUCGGGAGUUGGCCAGGCACAUCAUGGAGAAUUACCGGGAGAAGGUAGUGGCGCUGAGCCAUGUUGAUUACUUUAGGGGGAUGUUGAUGAGGUGGGAUCAGAGCCGGGGGUAUACGGUUAGUGAGGUGGAUGAAGAGGACGAGGUGAGGGGGGUGGGAAGGGGGGCGAUGAUGGAGCAUUUGGCUGUUGAUCAGGCGCAGGAGGAGUAUUGGAAUAGUGUUUCUGAUGAUGAGGAGGAGAAUCAUCAUCAUCAUCAUCAUCAUCAUCAUCAUCGUCCUACGGGCGUGGUGGUGAAUGGGGGGAAGCUGCCGCUGGUGGAGUACACGUCUGAUGAGGAGGAAGAGGGCGGUGGGGGGGAUGUGGUGAUGACGACGACGACGACAGCUGUGGAUGGGGGGGGGAAUGAGUCAAAGGAGAAUGAGAAGCCGGUGGUGGUGGUGCCAAGUACGCCGCCGCCGGAAAGAUUAUCGGAGAAGAGGAGGAGGGAGGAGGAUGAGGAUGACGCGCUGGAUAAGCUGAUGCAGCAUAAGAGGAGGAAUAGCAGUAGUGCGGGGAGUAAUUCUUCGUUGGGGUCGUCAGGGGUGGGGGGGAUGUUGAGGAAGAAGGGAAGUUUUCACAACAACAACAACAAUAACAGUGGGAAGGCGAGGAGUCGAGAGGGGAGUCCGAAUGGAGGAGGAGGGGGUGGACAGAAGAAGAUUGCGAUUAGUAUUGCGCCUGUUUUGAAGACGGCGGUUGUGAGGGCGGGGAGUCCGGCGGCGGAAGAGGGAGGGAGGGAAGUGAGGGGUGGGACUGGGAUUUAA